Arabidopsis thaliana (thale cress) is the source of this 1767-nucleotide messenger RNA. RefSeq names its product Proline-rich extensin-like family protein. Gene Ontology annotation, molecular function: structural constituent of cell wall. Bases 32 to 1573 code for a protein of 513 amino acids. NCBI's taxonomy places the organism in Eukaryota, Viridiplantae, Streptophyta, Magnoliopsida, Brassicales, Brassicaceae. The transcript has a single exon. Gene Ontology annotation, biological process: plant-type cell wall organization. The record is from RefSeq and is marked reviewed.
AAAACCAAAACAAAGAAAAAAGAUAGUUGCAAUGGGUGUGAUUAGAACCUCAAGAACGAUGGGGUUAGGACAGUGCAUGGUUUAUGUUGUCGUCCUAAGUGCCAUUGCGGCUACAGUGACAUCAUACCCUUACACAUCCCCUCAAACUCCACAUUACAAUUCUCCAAGCCAUGAACACAAAAUCCCUAAGUACACACCACAUCCAAAACCAUCUAUUUACAGCUCUUCACCACCUCCAUCAUACUACUCUCCUUCUCCAAAGGUUGAUUACAAGUCUCCACCACCAUCAUACGUUUACAGUUCCCCACCACCACCAUACUACUCUCCGUCUCCAAAGGUUGACUACAAGUCCCUACCACCCCCAUACGUCUACAGUUCCCCACCCCCACCAUACUACUCUCCUUCACCAAAGGUUAACUACAAGUCUCCACCGCCACCAUACGUCUACAGCUCUCCACCACCACCAUACUACAGUCCAUCUCCAAAGGGUGACUACAAGUCUCCACCACCCCCAUACGUCUACAGUUCCCCACCCCCACCAUACUACUCUCCUUCUCCAAAGGUUGACUACAAGUCUCCACCACCACCAUACGUCUACAGCUCCCCACCACCACCAUACUACAGUCCAACUCCAAAGGUUGACUACAAGUCCCCACCACCCCCAUACGUCUACAGCUCCCCACCCCCACCAUACUACAGUCCAUCUCCAAAGGUUGACUACAAGUCUCCACCACCACCAUACGUCUACAGCUCCCCACCCCCACCAUACUACUCUCCUUCACCAAAGGUUAACUACAAGUCUCCACCACCACCAUACUACAGAUCUCCACCACCACCAUACUACAGUCCAUCUCCAAAGGUUGAUUACAAGUCCCCACCACCCCCAUACGUCUACAGUUCCCCACCCCCACCAUACUACUCUCCUUCUCCAAAGGUUGACUACAAGUCUCCACCACCACCAUACGUCUACAGCUCCCCACCACCACCAUACUACAGUCCAACUCCAAAGGUUGACUACAAGUCCCCACCACCCCCAUACGUCUACAGCUCCCCACCACCACCAUACUAUAGUCCAUCUCCAAAGGUUGACUACAAGUCCCCACCACCCCCAUACGUCUACAGUUCCCCACCCCCACCAUACUACUCUCCUUCACCAAAAGUUGACUAUAAGUCUCCACCACCACCAUACGUCUAUAACUCCCCACCCCCACCAUAUUACUCUCCUUCUCCAAAAGUUGACUACAAGUCUCCACCUCCACCAUACAUCUAUAACUCCCCACCCCCACCAUAUUAUUCUCCUUCACCAAAGGUAAACUACAAAACUCCACCACCACCAUACGUCUAUAGCUCCCCACCACCACCAUACUACUCUCCUUCUCCAAAGGUUAACUACAAGUCCCCACCACCACCAUAUGUCUACAGCUCCCCACCUCCACCGUACUACUCCCCUUCUCCAAAUGUCGACUACAAAUCUCCCCCACCACCAUAUGUCUACAGCUCACCACCCACACCAUACUACUCUCCUUCUUCUAAAGUCACUUACAAGUCUCCCCCACCACCAUAUGUCUACUAGAUGCCAUACUAUCGAAUUUGAAUUGUUUCAUUAACAGGAAACAUGAUUGUAAUAUUUUCAUUUUAUGAUUUCUUUUCAUUUGAUUCUUCUGAUUUUGUUCUUUUGUUCAACUAUCUUAUUAUGUUUUUUUUAAUUAAUAAAUUUUGUCGACCUUUAUACAUGUAUUUCUUAGUUGAUAUUUGUUUCAAUUUGCU